Molecule: messenger RNA, 968 nt
Organism: Triticum urartu
Lineage: Eukaryota; Viridiplantae; Streptophyta; Magnoliopsida; Poales; Poaceae
Biological process (GO): P450-containing electron transport chain
Cellular component (GO): mitochondrion
Molecular function (GO): 2 iron, 2 sulfur cluster binding; electron transfer activity
Source: RefSeq, a predicted model, not a curated record
UCUCCAGCCCACUUACCCCCGGCCCACGGUACUGGAGGCGGCGGCGGUGGUUCGAGACCACACGGCCCCACCACGGCUCAGCCAGCCUCCUCCACCACACCCGCCGCCGUGGAAGGAGACCGGCGGCUGGCCCCCACCGCUUCCGGGUUCGGAGGCAGUAGGCUCCGCUGCUGCCAUGCUCUCCAGGAUCUCUCAGCUCGGGGCGCGGCUCCUGCGCGAGACCAGAGCUGCAGGAAACUUGACAACCAAUAGUGGCAAUUACUACCAAGGUCAAGUCAGCCGGCAUUCAGCCCCAGCGAAGAGCAUCCUCUUCUCCACCGCAACAAGUAGUCAUCAUGAUGAAGGCGGUGAGGACAAGGAGAAAAUCUCUGUAACAUUUGUGAACAAGGAUGGCACUGAGAAGACGAUAAGUGUUCCUGUCGGAAUGUCCAUGUUAGAAGCUGCUCAUGAAAAUGACAUAGAACUUGAAGGAGCAUGUGAAGGGUCGCUCGCAUGUUCCACUUGUCAUGUCAUAGUUAUGGAUGUAAAGGACUAUAACAAGCUAGAGGAUCCAACAGAUGAAGAAAAUGAUAUGCUUGACCUUGCAUUUGGGCUGACAGAAACGUCUCGUCUUGGCUGCCAAGUAAUAGCGAAGCCCGAACUCGACGGCGUCCGGCUAGCGUUACCUGCCGCUACACGAAACUUCGCGGUAGAUGGGUUCGUGCCAAAGCCACACUGAAGACAGCCAUCAGUUUUGUACCUUAGCAUCAUCAUGUAACUUCGCUACUGUAUCGUCUCUGAGAGCCCCCGUGCCCUCGGACUUGGAUCUGUCCUCAUUUUAUGAGCUCCUUGGUCAGUGCAAGAUCAUCAGUGUGUAGUACAACUGGCAGUGGGUGAAUACUGAAUAAACAAUUAAUGUUUGUGACACCCCGUGGGCGAUAUUAUUUGGAGGGGAAGAAAUAAAAGCUUGCUCCGUAGAGGUUCUAUUA